GACGAUCUUCCUUUCUAGUUAAUCUAUUUGAUAAAUCCGGAAUGUAUUUUAUACACAUUUAAAAAUGAAUCUUCAAAAUAUUUACCUCACUUGAGAUUUGAAAGAUUUAACAGUCGUCACAGGGAAAAUGAAGCCUUGUAGUGUGGAUCUUCAGGUUUGCCGGCGCAGCCAAAUAUAUUGACAAAAGCACAUUGAUUAAUGCUGAAAUCCAACAAGUCUGGAGAAGUGGGAACUCAACAAGAGCAAGUGAGCUCAAACAUAAAUAGAGGCAGUGAGGCAGAAGGAGAUCUGUAUGUUUCAUCUUCAUCUGUUGUUUGUAGGAUGGCUAAGUUGAGCAUUAGCGAAGGUGAGCCCCUCGAAAUUGAGCAGGCUGAGAUAGGAAGGAGCAUCAGAUCUUCAUUUCAGAAUGCCGUAUCGAGUUCUCGAAGAAGCUCCAGUGUUGGUUCCUUUAGAGUUCAAGAUGAAGAUGAAUAUGAGUUGACUUGGGCUGCCAUUGAGAGAUUGCCAACCUUUGAACGGGUAAGAACAUCUCUAUUUCAUCAUUUAGAUAAUCAAAAUGGAAGUUCAGAAAAAAGUGGGAAAAAGCCAGUUGAUGUCACGAAGUUAGGAGCAGUGGAAAGACAUUUGCUUAUUGAAAAUAUGAUCAAGCAUAUUGAAAAUGAUAACCGCCAUCUGUUGCAGAAGCUGAGAGAAAGAAUAGAUAGAGUAAAUGUGAAAUUGCCCACAAUUGAGGUGCGAUACAAGAAUUUAUCUGUUGAAGCAAAAUGCCAAGUCGUGGACGGAAAGCCCCUGCCGACUUUAUUGAAUACCGCAAAGAGCGUAUUAUCAGGUCUCAUAAUGUUGCCAGGAUUGAAGACAGAAACCAAGAUUCACAUUCUCAAAGAUAUCAGUGGAGUCAUCAAGCCUUCCAGGAUGACUCUUUUACUUGGACCUCCAGGAUGUGGCAAAACAACCUUCCUACUAGCUCUCUCAGGGAAAUUAAAUAAAUCUCUCAAGGUCAGAGGAGAAGUAUCUUACAAUGGAUUUGCCUUGGAAGAGUUUGUUCCAGGAAAAACAUCAGCUUAUAUAAGCCAAUAUGACCUCCACAUUCCAGAGAUGACAGUGAGGGAGACAUUGGAUUUUUCUGCACGCUUUCAGGGGGUUGGUAGCCGAGCAGAGAUAAUGAAGGAAGUGAGUAGAAGAGAGAAGCAGGCAGGAAUCAUACCAGAUCCUGACAUAGAUACAUUCAUGAAGGCAAUAUCAGUUCAAGGAUUAGAAAGAAGCCUCGUAACAGAUUAUAUCAUGAAGAUAAUGGGGCUGGACAUUUGUUCAGACACAAUGGUAGGGGAUGCUAUGAGAAGAGGUAUUUCAGGUGGUGAAAAGAAAAGACUGACAACAGGAGAGAUGAUUGUUGGACCAACAAAUGCUCUUUUUAUGGAUGAAAUAUCAACCGGCUUGGACAGCUCUACAACAUAUCAGAUAAUUACAUGUCUCCAUCAAUUUGCACACAUAACAGAAUCUACUGUUGUGGUUUCACUUCUUCAGCCAGCACCAGAGAUCUAUGAACUCUUUGAUGACAUUAUCUUAAUGGCAGAGGGAAAGAUUGUUUACCAUGGUCCUCGCAGUCAUAUUCUUGAUUUCUUUGAAGAAUGUGGAUUCAAAUGCCCCGAGAGGAAAGGAGUAGCUGAUUUUCUCCAGGAGGUGUUGUCAAGAAAAGAUCAAGGGCAAUACUGGUCUCGUUCGCAUGAAAACUAUAGUUAUGUUUCUAUAGAUCAGUUAUCAAAACUUUUCAAAUCAUUUCAAGUAGGAAAAAAGCUAAGCGAGGAACUGUCAAAGCCUUAUGAUAAGUCUCAGUGCCAUAAACAUGCUCUAUCUUUCAACAAGUACUCUUUAUCAAAAUGGGAACUACUUAAAGCUUGCAUGGAAAGAGAAUAUCUCCUGAUGAGAAGAAACUCAUUUAUUUACAUAUUUAAAACAGCCCAGCUUGCUAUGAAUGCAAUCAUCACCUCCACUGUCUUUUUGAGAACACGCUUGGGAGUGGACAUAGUUCAUGCAAAUUACUACAUGGGUUCCCUCUAUUAUGCACUUCUCUUAUUUAUGGUAAACGGAUUCCCUGAGCUGGCUAUGACAGUUUCAAGACUUCCAGUUUUCUACAAGCAACGAGACUAUUACUUCUAUCCUGCAUGGGCAUAUUCUAUUCCUGCUGCUCUCCUUAAGAUUCCUGUCUCUUUAAUAGAAUCAAUAGUUUGGACAACAAUUACUUAUUAUAUUAUUGGAUAUAGUCCUGAGGCAACAAGGUACUUCCGCCAAUUGCUUCUACUCUUUUGUGAGCAUCAAAUGUCAUUAUCAUUAUAUCGCCUCGUCGCCUCCUAUUUUCAGACAGCAGUGGCUUCUACAGUCAAUGGCAUCUUAUGCUUACUAGUAAUUUUGUUAUUUGGCGGCUUCAUUGUUCCAAAACGUAAGACAUCUCCAAACUUGAUUAAAAAGCUGGUAUUAGUUUUGAUAAACAUAAUAUUACCUUUCUUUCACAUCGCAGCAUCUUUACCUGGUUGGUUAAAGUGGGGCUUCUGGAUUUCUCCAUUGUCUUACACAGAGAUUGGUUUAACUGUUAAUGAAUUUGGUGCAUCAAGAUGGCAAAAGAUAUUAUCAGGAAAUGAGACAAUAGGGAACCAAGUUUUAUCCAGCCGUGGACUCAACUAUAAUGGCUACUUCUACUGGAUAGCGAUAGGGGCACUUCUACUAUCAGUUUUUCUGAUGAAUGUUGGUUUCACUUUGGCUUUAACUCUUAAAAAGCCUGUCGGCGUUUCAAGGGCCAUUAUUUCUCGUGAAAAGCUCGCUCAGAUACAAAACAUGGAAAAUGAAGAGGGACAAGAAAACAGAAAUAGCCAUUCUACGAUUAGAUCACCUACAACCUUGAAAGAGCCUAAGAGAACUGGAAACAUGGUUUUACCAUUUAUUCCCUUCACAGUAUCAUUUCAAGAUGUGAAUUACUAUGUCGACACCACUCCGGAACUUAGAGAGCAAGGCUUUGCGGAAAAACGACUGCAACUUCUCCACAAUAUCACAGGAGCUUUCCAGCCAGGAAUUCUGACGGCACUGAUGGGAGCAAGUGGAGCAGGGAAAACCACACUAUUAGAUGUUCUUUCAGGAAGAAAAACAGGCGGAUACAUCGAAGGAGACAUAAGAAUUGGAGGGUACACAAAGGUCCAAGAGACAUAUGCUAGAAUAUCAGGUUAUUGCGAACAGUUUGAUAUACAUUCCCCACAAAUCACGGUAAAAGAAUCUGUCACAUAUUCAGCAUGGCUGCGUCUUCCACCUCAAAUUGAUGCGAAGACAAGAUCUGAAUUUGUAAAUGAAGUUCUUGAGAUAAUUGAGCUCGAUGGAAUCAAAGAUUCACUAGUUGGAAUACAGGGGGUCACUGGCCUGUCUACUGAGCAACGAAAAAGACUAACCAUAGCUGUAGAGCUUGUUUCUAAUCCAUCUAUUGUGUUUAUGGAUGAACCGACAUCGGGUCUAGAUGCACGAGCUGCAGCUAUUGUCAUGCGUGCAGUGAAAAAUGUUUCUGAAACUGGAAGAACAGUUGUAUGCACCAUCCACCAGCCUAGUAUUGAUAUUUUUGAAGCAUUCGAUCAGCUAAUUUUGAUGAAAAGAGGAGGAGAGUUGAUCUAUACAGGACCAAUUGGAAAGCAUUCGAGUAAAAUCAUUGAAUAUUUUGAGGGAAUACCUGGAGUACCGAGGAUUAGACACAAUCACAAUCCAGCUACAUGGAUGCUGGAUGUUACCAAUAGAUCGAUGGAGAUACAAUUGAGUGUAGACUUUGCUAAAAUUUACCAGGAAUCAUCUCUUUGCAACGAAAGCAAGGAGAUGGUUAAACGCUUGAGCACACCAUCACCCGACUUGAAAGAGCUCACUUUUCCGACUUGCUAUCCACAGAACAGUUGGGUUCAAUAUAAAGCAUGCCUGUGGAAACAGUGUUUGUCUUAUUGGAGGAGUCCUCAAUACAAUCUGGUGCGGAUUUUAUUUACGCUUUGCACAUCAGUUGCACUAGGUGCGGUAUUCUGGCAGCAAGGAAAGCAACUAGACAACCAACAAAAUCUGUUCAAUAUGUUGGGGUCGUUAUAUUCUGCCGCAAUCUUCAUUGGAAUAAACAACUGCUCGUCCAUUUUACCAUUUGUUUCAAUUGAGAGAACCGUUGUAUACCGGGAGAAAUUUGCAGGAAUGUACUCCUCAUGGAUCUACUCUCUCGCCCAGGUGACUAUCGAGAUCCCCUACGUGCUUAUACAAGUAACAAUUUAUAUGAUUGUUACAUAUCCAUCAAUUGGUUACUUCUGGACAGCCUCCAAGUUUUUUUGGUUCUAUUACACCAUGUUCUGCACGGUGCUCUACUUUGUUUACUUAGGGAUGUUGCUUGUAGCCAUGACCCCAAACAUUCAAGUGGCUUCGGUAUUGUCAUCUGUUUGCUACGGCUUGUUUAAUCUCUUUUCAGGCUUCGUUGUGCCAAGACCUCAAAUUCCCAAGUGGUGGAUUUGGCUAUACUACCUUACUCCGUUUUCCUGGUCACUGCAUGGGCUAUUUAGUUCACAAUAUGGAGAUAUACAGCGACAAAUUCCUGUGUUUGGAGAGCCCAAAUCAGUAGCUUCUUUCCUCGGAGAUUAUUUUGGUUUCAACCACAAUCUUCUAGUACUUGUUGCUAUUGUGCUUCUUGUUUUCCCUAUGACCUAUGCUUUCCUUUUCGGUUAUUGUAUUGGGAAACUAAAUUUUCAGAGAAGGUAAUCGAAGUUUGGGAUACAUGUAACUAAAAGAACUUUAAUAGUGUGAAAGAUUGUAUUAGUUAAGAGAUAUGAAUUA
Messenger RNA from Zingiber officinale, 4827 nucleotides. RefSeq names its product ABC transporter G family member 41-like. Bases 199 to 4752 code for a protein of 1517 amino acids. Lineage: Eukaryota; Viridiplantae; Streptophyta; Magnoliopsida; Zingiberales; Zingiberaceae. The record is from RefSeq and is a predicted model, not a curated record. Gene Ontology annotation, molecular function: ATP binding; ABC-type transporter activity; ATP hydrolysis activity. The transcript has 23 exons. Gene Ontology annotation, cellular component: membrane.